Molecule: messenger RNA, 474 nt
Organism: Branchiostoma belcheri (Belcher's lancelet)
Lineage: Eukaryota; Metazoa; Chordata; Leptocardii; Amphioxiformes; Branchiostomatidae
Exons: 1
Coding region: 1-474 (157 amino acids)
Biological process (GO): DNA replication
Molecular function (GO): nucleotidyltransferase activity; DNA endonuclease activity, producing 5'-phosphomonoesters
Source: RefSeq, a predicted model, not a curated record
AUGGCCGCCCCCAACAGGAGAGAGGCCCCUGCUUGCAGGUGGUCCUUCACGUUGAAUAAUUAUGGCGAUGACGACCUGGCACGCUUGCGACUUGCGAAACAUCGACCCGCGGCAAUCAAGUUCAUGGUCGUAGGUGCGGAGGUGUCCCCGACCACCGGGACACCCCACCUACAGGGCUACGUCAACUUUUCCAGGAAGGUUCGUACCCCGCAGGUGAAAGGGCACCUAGGCGACAGAUGCCACGUGGAAAAGGCCGUCGGUAACGACCAUGACAACGAGCGGUACUGCUCGAAAGAUGGCAACGUCGUCGUGCGGAUGGGACAUCCCAUCAGACAGGGGCAGAGGAACGACCUGACGGCCGCCACCAAUUUCCUACAGGAAAAUGACGGCGACCUGUCUGCACUGGCGGAAGAAAUGCCAUCACCGCGGUCUAGAGGCCUAUGUCUCGUACGCCCGCCUGCAGCCGGCCCGUGA